AUGAAGAUUCCCUCGUUUGUUGGUCCUUUGGUGAGCGCAGUUUUGUUUCUAUUAGUUUUAUUUGCUUUUUGGUUUUAUUACUGUUACUUGAAGCCGAAAAGACAAAGGAAAAAGAACCAAGGAUGUAACAACACUGCUAACCCCGAAUCUCCGAGUUUAAGUGUACGCCGCUCACGUGCAGCAACGAAAUCCAGUUCAUAUGAUGAAGAGUGUUUUUACGGUUAUGGCUCGGGAUUAUCUGCGUAUUCCGCCGGUUACUGUUUUCACGGAGGCUUUCCUAUGGUUAAUCUCACUUCCUAUGAACAAAGAUGGCAACCUCCGAAGAAAAUGAGAGACCAAGCGUCGCUAUUCAACACGAAAAUCGAACAAUGUAACAAGAAAAACAAAGCCUGCUGCGAGCUUCGUGUUGAUGAUAUUAUCAAAGCACGAAUUGCUAAAAAGCCUUGCAUUUCUCGCCAGUUUAGCUCAGAGAGCCACGGAGCUCGAAAAUCGUGUCAUUUACAAGUUAUACAAGAAUGUGAGGAAGAGAAGGAGGAAAAUAAGGAAAAAUCAGAGAUCAAAGACAAA
Messenger RNA from Porites lobata, 567 nucleotides. Lineage: Eukaryota; Metazoa; Cnidaria; Anthozoa; Scleractinia; Poritidae. The record is from the annotation of a GenBank genome assembly.